Messenger RNA from Biomphalaria glabrata, 1678 nucleotides. RefSeq names its product probable cytochrome P450 12e1, mitochondrial. The transcript has 9 exons. Lineage: Eukaryota; Metazoa; Mollusca; Gastropoda; Planorbidae. Gene Ontology annotation, molecular function: monooxygenase activity; oxidoreductase activity, acting on paired donors, with incorporation or reduction of molecular oxygen; heme binding. The coding region runs from base 33 to 1577 and encodes 514 amino acids. The record is from RefSeq and is a predicted model, not a curated record.
UAUCCCAUACAUUUACGAACUAACUUGCCGCCAUGUUGAAGUCUGCCGCCUUACUGAAGCAUCGGUAUCGUGUCUCUCUGUUCGGUCCAACAUUACCUGCUAAGUUGUCUGGGUGCCCAAUGUUCAAGGUCGAGGUCAAAGCAAAGCCUUUCAGUGACAUCCCAGGACCGAAAGGUAUCUACCAGUGGCCCUUGAUUGGAACAUUAGUCCUUUAUAAACCUUUCACGCUGUACACUCCAGAAACCUUAUCGGACUUGCUGAAUGAAAUGCAUGACAAGUAUGGUCCGAUGCUCAAGCUACGGCUCGGGCCACAAGUCGUUGUCGUGUCUGACCCCGAGGACAUUGAAAACGUCUAUAAAAAUGAAGGGAAGUACCCCGUAAGACACGGCCUUGACCUGAUCCAUACUUACAAUCGUAGAAACAACUAUACCGAUAGUCUCAGCCAACUACAAGGUCCUGAGUGGCAUGCCUUGAGGGUUCUUAUCAAUAAAAGACUUCUCAAAGUCGACUCAGCCCUUCACUAUUUAGACCAACAAAAUAAAGUCGCGGAUGACUUCGUCAGAGCUCUACAAACAGAAAAACUGUCUCCUGAAGAUAUUGAGGACCUUUUCUUUCGCUUUGCUUCGGAAAGUAUUGCUUUAGUUACUUUUAACAAAAGACUUGGUCUAUUUGACCAAAACCCAGACAAAGAUUCUCUAGAAUUCCUGGAAGCGAUGAAAAGCUGCCUUCUCAUGAUUCAGAGAGCAAUCAGUGGCAAAUCGUUGACACACAAAUGGUGGAGAAAUUCAACGUACCGAACAUUCGAUACCAAUAGAAACAUCCUACAAAGAAUAUCGUCCGAGCAUGUCAAUGAAGCCAAGGCGCUAGUGGAAGACCAAAUCAAUUCAGGAACAUUCAGCGAGGAGGAACCAAAUUUACUGUUUUCUCUUUUGUCUGAAAAAGGAAUCAGCAAUGAAACUGUGACCAAUCUUAUGAUGUCCUUGUAUACUGGAGGAACUGAUUCGACUGCUAAAAACUCUCAAGUAUUUUUGCUCAAUCUGGCCCAAAAUCCUGACAAGCAAGAGCUACUAAGGCGUGAGAUUCUCGACGUUCUAGGUCCUGAUGGACCGCUGACUGCGAAAACCUUGUCAAAGUUGGUUUAUUUAAAGGCUGCACUCAAAGAAUCAUUUAGAAUGAACUAUCCCACGGCUAUUGGAAACUUACGAAUUCUGCCUGUUGAUAUUGUGCUUGGAGGUUUCAAAGUACCAGCUGGUGUUCCAAUUAUUUUGUUUAAUCCGAGACCUGCGAGAACACAUUUUGAGAACCCCGAUCAGUUUGUCCCCGAGAGAUGGUUGAGGUCAGAAGACAAUACAAAGAAAGAUUCAGCUCACAGUAUGAUUGUCUUACCUUUUGGACACGGCCCCAGAAACUGUAUUGGUCGACGUUUUGCUGUCCAGGAAAUUUACUUGGCAGCUGUUAAGACUCUUCAGAGACUGCACAUUGGACUAGAGCCUGACUCUGUCACUUCCAGAUUUGUAUACACUCCAUUCGUUCAGCCUGAGAAACCAGUUCACUUCAAAUUUACACGCAUCAACUAGAAGCAGUCAUUGGUUCAAAAGGAAAACAGAACGAAAGAAAAGAAAAAUGGACAUUUAUAAGACCACAUUUAAGUUUAUUCCAAAUUGAAUUAAGACUAAAU